UACAAAACAAAACUAAAUUCAAAAUGGCUUCUUCUGAAACGAAAAGGGACGAAAAAUCUGGGGAAUGGGAAAUCCUGGAUAUUCCUCCGCUAAUCGAUUUUGGUGUCAAACAGAAAGCAGAAAAGGAUCUUUUAGGUCCAGCAGAUAUGGAAGCAUCACAUAAAAAAGAAAAAGAUCGAUUAUGUGGCUAUUUAUGGAAGCAGGGUGCAAAAGGUUUAUUAAAAAGUUGGAAACACAGAUGGUUUGUUUAUGAUCACCGUAGAUGUCUACUGUAUUAUUAUCGUAAACCGCAAGAUGGUGAACCACUUGGAAAUAUUGACAUUGCCAAUGCUACAUUUGGAUUUAGUGCUGAAGAUAAAGCUCUGUUUCAAAUCAGCUCAAAUGACCGAACAUACCACAUCCAAGCUAAGGAUCGCAACACGAUGAUGUUCUGGUUGCAAGAACUUCAGGCUAGAAGAAGAGAGUAUGGAUCUCACGAACCUGCUACGACUGAUUUGGCAAACAAUGGGCUACUUUGUAAACAAGGAAUUGUGAAAAAGAAUGACGACAAUAUCAGUGUUGGUAUGAAUGAACCUGUUGAAAAACCAGUUACUAUAGGAGAUAGUGCUGCAUCAACGCAAGGUGGAAACCUAAACUCUUGGAAUUUCUCUUUUACUAAUCUAAACAAAGAAUUCAAGAAUUGGAGAAAGUCAGCUUUUCUGACACCUACUGGUGAAAUAUAUCCAAAUGGAGGGAAUUCAUCAAGCAUGUUUUACAGCUACUCAGAAGAUGAACAACAAACACAAGAAAUAAAAGUUACUGAACAAAAGCAAUACGAAAACAAGCGUAAUAAGUCGGUUGAUUUUGGUUUUACAAAAUUAGUUGCAAAUAUAAAAAAAAAGAAUCCACCCACAAUCAGCAGGCCAGUCAGUCAGCAAGAUGAUAUAGCUUGUUUAGAAUGUAAAGAGAACUUUGAGAUGGUCAAUGUUCUCAGAGAAGCGAUUUGUGUGGCAGAAAAAGAAAUGAAAACACGUGAUGACGUCAUAGAAAGCCUUAGUGAACAACUGAGAAUUGCAGCUAUGAAUCGUGGUACAGAUAGUAGAAGUCCUGAAGAAAAAGCAUUUGAAGAGAAGGAAGAUUAUAUAACUCAGCUUAAAAGGAUGGUGCAAAGACUAAAUAAAGAAUUGACAGAAGUUACAAUAUUAUUGAAAGAAAAAGAAGUCAAACUGGAGGAGAAACUUGGUCAGGAGAAAGUUUUAAAAGAAAUGAUCCAGGCUAAAGACAAUUCGAUCAUAGUAUUAACAAACAAAGUGUUUUCAUUGGAGCAAGCAGAGACAGGUGAAGAUGUGUGUGAAGAAAUAGAAGCGACUGACUUAACAAGUGGAAGUUCAAAUUCACAGGAGGUCAUGAAUUACUACCAGCUAAAGGAGACUUGUACAGCAUAUCAAUCGCAAAAUAAUUUCCUCAACAGUGAAAUACUCGAGUUGAACAAACUAAGGAGGAUGGAUACUGAAAGACUGAAGAUUGUAACAGAGAAGUUUGAACAUACCGAAGCAGAACUUUUAAAAUUAAAAAGUCGUUAUUUAUAUUUAUUGAAAGAAUUUUCAACUCCGCAGAGAGAAGGUGGAAAUGGUUCAGCUGAUAUGGUUGAGCAACUCAUUGAUGAUGCCAUCAAAGAAAAUCCUGAACAAGAUAUGUCAAAAGAAAAUAGGUAUUCUGAUAAGUACGGUUUCUACGACAUGUACGAUGGAGCAGAUGGAGAGAGGUUGGAAAAUUUAGCAGAUCGUUGCAGCGUCUUACUCGACGAUAAAGAGAAUAUUUCAUUGGAAGUAUCAGUAGGAGUGAAGUGGGAAAAUUUGUUGGUAGCACAAGGAAACACACCUUUCACUAAAACUGAAGAGUUGAAGUUCCUGAUACGAAACGGUGUACCCCACGAAUUCAGAGCACGCGUAUGGAAAGAUAUGAUUGAUUUACGAAUCAACCGUGAACGAGAAAUGGCUGGAACAGGAUAUUACUUGAAGUUGUUAAAAGAGAAGAAGGGUGUGUACACUCCAUCGUCGAAACAAAUCGAGUUGGAUUUACUGCGUACAUUACCCAAUAAUAAAUAUUACGAUAGGAUAGAAUCAGAGGGCACUGCAAAACUUCGUCGCAUCUUGUUAGCGUAUAGUUGGCAUAAUCCAGCUGUUGGCUAUUGUCAAGGUUUAAACAGACUUGGUGCCAUUGCUCUGCUCUACCUAGACGAAGAGAGUGCUUUUUGGUGUCUUGUCGCAAUAGUCGAGCAUUUAAUGCCACUGGAUUACUAUAGUAGAACCUUAUUGGGAGCGCAAGUUGAUCAGAAAGUUUGUAAAGAUUUGAUCGAUGAAAAGUUUCCGAAGUUGGGAACACAUUUACAAUCUAUGAAGUUGGAUAUGUCCCUCAUAUCUUUUAACUGGUUUUUAACGGUGUUUGUGGAUUUUUUUCCAAUCGAGUUGACUCUAAGAGUAUGGGAUACAUUUUUGUUUGAAGGCAGCAAGGUGCUUUUUAGAUACGCUUUAGCUGUGUUCAAAACAUUCGAAGACGAUUUGCUAAAGAUUGGAGAUCCUGGUCGUUUAUUCAACUAUUUUCGACAACUUUCGAAAUCUCGUUUCAAUAUUCAAAAGAUUUACCAGAUAGCCUUCAUACAAGUCAACCCAUUCAGUAGAAGAAAUGUGGAAUCGAAGAGACGAUACUAUCGACCACUUCUUCAGGCUCAGCUAGAUGAGUUUGAAGUACUGAGGCAAGAAUAUCGAGACAAAAGAGCAGAUAGCGAUGUGCUAGCGGACACACCUUUAAGUGAUGAUGAUGAUAAUUAGCGCUGGUCUGGUGUCACACACGAAAAGGUAUGGGACGAGGUUGGUAAGUUUACCACGUAACAGUAUGUUGACAGACACGUCCUUAAGAUAAUAUGAUCACACAUUCUGAAUAAAUAAUAAGUCAAUAUUUUGAUCAAGUUUACGCAUAAAAAAAAUGCAGGCUUGCAUCUUUGCUUAAAAUCGAUAUUGGAGACCUCUGUUAAGGGCACGCUAUUUUGACAUUUUUUGAUAUCCUCCUAUAAAAAUGAAGAAGUAUGGAGGGGAAAUUAAACCUGACAAAGCAAAUUAAAAAAAAAGUUUAAAGGAAUCAAAUUUAACGACUUAAAAAGAAAGUUUAAAAAAUUAGAGGAUGUUUGAUCAGACUGUAAUAUUACUUUCUUUUUUUAUAAUUUUUUGCAUUUUUAUGUCUGUACAAAAAAUAUAGUAUAUAAAAUUAAAUACGAUAGAGAUAUUUUUUUUUUUUUUUUUACUUUAGCAAUACCGUAGAUUCUUUAUUUGGUGCCCAGUUUAACGAUAGCUCCUCGUAUUAAAAGAAAAACAUCAAACUUGUCAGAAAAUAUAAGUAGUAAUUUAAGCCAAAGUUUUUUCUUCUUAACGUGAAACAAGCACUUGUUUAUUCUACUGAACAUCGUGUGAAGUUUAGUAAUUUUUGCGGGUACUCGUUUUCGCACAUUCGAUUAAAAGUUCGUUAUUGCGCGACAUUAAGUACACAAAUUACGCGUAAAUUCUAGCGCGCAAAUUAUAAUGCUCGAAAAUAUAAUCUAUUUAAAAUUUUUACUUGCAGGCGACUUUAAACUGCGCAAGAAUUAUGACACGCGAAAUUAUCAGCAUUAAUCAACUUUCGGAGCUAUGUUAAGAGGGGCAAGCAAAUAGAGAAAAUACGGCAUGUAUAUUUUUUAUAUUUUAUAGUAUCAACAUUAAAUAUUCUGAGCACAAAAGUAACUUCCUUGUUAACAUCGAGGUUGAGAACUGUUUUUAUGUUGUUCCCUUGUUUUGUAAAAGUUCAAUAUUGAUGAUUAUAAUUCUGUAAUUUAUACAUUUGUAAAUAAGUUGUUUUGUUUAUUUUGUAUUAAAGAUUUGAAUAUGA
Messenger RNA from Hydractinia symbiolongicarpus, 3897 nucleotides. Its product is annotated as TBC1 domain family member 2B-like. The record is from RefSeq and is a predicted model, not a curated record. Lineage: Eukaryota; Metazoa; Cnidaria; Hydrozoa; Anthoathecata; Hydractiniidae. The transcript has 36 exons. Bases 24 to 2810 code for a protein of 928 amino acids.